This is a messenger RNA of Saxophila tyrrhenica, 1656 nucleotides long. RefSeq lists its product as uncharacterized. The coding region runs from base 1 to 1656 and encodes 551 amino acids. Gene Ontology annotation, cellular component: trans-Golgi network; TRAPPII protein complex. The transcript has 2 exons. The record is from RefSeq and is a predicted model, not a curated record. Gene Ontology annotation, biological process: intra-Golgi vesicle-mediated transport. NCBI's taxonomy places the organism in Eukaryota, Fungi, Ascomycota, Dothideomycetes, Mycosphaerellales, Extremaceae.
AUGUCAACCGCUCGGCAACUGGAUGUCACAAAACAGUUCAAGACGUUCUCAUCUGGCGCCCGCCUCGACGUCCUGAUCCUGGAAUCUGGAGGCGACGACAUUCUCGAAGUGCUACGAGACGGGUCUUCAGAUGAUGUAUCGCGGUCACCGCCCCGUCGCCACCUCUACUUUGAUGAGAAAGCACGCGUCACGGUACUCCUAAGGACUUCCGGAAACAAAGAUGAGCUACGCAAGUUCUUGCCCCAAGUAGAGAUCUCUCUGGCGGCUCAUGCAACGGAUGCGGUACCGCAGGGUUCUGGCAAUGCUGCUUCAGCUUCGGGAAAGCACGAUUUGACCUCAAGGACGAUCCCUGGAGGUGAUCUGGAGGAUAUAGUCGUCUCUGGAGACUAUUUGUUCGCAAUCUGGCGUCCGUCAUUGCAUCUGCCUCGACCACAAGUCAGGCUUCAGCGGCCGGCUGUGUAUUUCACCGCGAACCUAAAAGUCAGCCGGGAUGCUCUCAACGCCUCCAGGCGAAGAGCUGCUGAAACACUGGAGAGUUACGAGCCUUUACCAGCCAAUGUCUUGGAACCACUGCAUACUGAUCCAGCUUUCGGCGAUAGCGGUAUCUACCUUUCUGAAGGCCGAAUCGCAAAGUCUGUCGGCUCCAACGCUCAAGCACAGGACGACGUCAAGCCGAUUCGGGGUGCUACGAAACGUGCCUUCCCCAUCGUACCUGCAUUGUUCACACGGAUCAGGUGUUCUGUCUUGCCGGAUGCAUUGAUAGCAAGCCUGCAUUUGGAGGCUUCGAGACUCAUCACCGGGACAUUGACAGCCAAAGACGUGACCGUCGACGUGCCGGGGGCGCAGGUUGAAUCUCUGUGUCCAUUGGAUGAGCCGAAGGACGCGAAAGCUGGGGAUGAGAUUAUCCUUCUGUACAAGUUCGCACACCAGAGAAGAACGGAUGACCCAGCGCUGUCAUCGGUCUUUGUUCGAGUCGGAGCAAUGCUGGCAGAAAGAGAAGGUUCUAGCAUCGAUCUAGAAACCAAAUGGCAGACGAAAGUCGAUCUAUCUUCUACAGCAUCGAAGCCAAGCUACAGAUGGUCUCGUCCUCUCAGUACGGGAAGCCAGCAGGCACCCCGGCUUUCACUCAAAGAUGCUGCACCCCCAUCGAUGCCCGAGACCGAGCUCAAGCCUUCGACGGGCGAGACAGGGGUUGUUUUCAAUAUCACAGCUCCAGCAACGGUAUCCAAAGACGACACCUUGGUACUCGACUUACAGUGCAUCAACCGCAGCGAUCGCAAGCGACGUUUCGCACUCAUUGCUCUUAGGACAAAGAAGACUCCGCCGAACGGAUUCGCGAAAGAGCAGAGGGGCUCGGAAGACACAAGGCGGAGCAUGGAAACCACCAAGCCCGAGCCAUCCCAGCGAAAACGGCGACUCGACGUGCUCGAUCUCUAUCCAGACUUCCGCAUUGGACCUGUAGCACCAGGAGCAAGCUUGGAGACAAAGUUGAGGUACCGCACGCUGACUAUGGGUAUCUUGGAUCUCGGCGCUAUUCGAAUCGUAGAUCUUGACACGAGACAGACCGUGGAUGUCAAGAACCUGCCUGAUGUCAUUGUCAUGAACUCGACUUCGCAGGAGGAAAGUGAGAAGUCGGCAGGCAAACAGCAGGAUUAA